AUGAUUGGUCAUGUACGACCACGGGGAGGCGGCUAUGUAGAUAGCUGGGCCGAAGCCACCCGCCUAUCAAAUUACUGGCGCCGGUUUUACAACAUUGACCAGGUCUAUGAGGAUCAAUCUGGCUGGUAUCCACAAGAGGAUCAAUCUGCCUGGCACCCACAAGACCAUCAAUACCAUGGAUCGCCUGACAAUGCUGCCUUAGGUGGUGAGGAUGCAGAAAUCUCAGACCUGGCAGACGAUACCUCAGUGGCAGUUGAAACAGGCCAACUGUCCGUUCCAAGCCAGAUCAACCAACUGGCUACUGUCCUUUACAACGUUUCGAUUGCGGAUCGUGAAUUCAAUGCUCCGAUCCUUGAGAAGAUUGAAAUUUCCCCAUCGGAUCCAAAUGCCAAUCCCAUUCAGGUGCAAGCAGUGGAAAUUCUCCAGUGCUUGAAGAAUGCGCUGCGUUGGAGCCUCAGAGCAUCUCGGGACACGCUGGCGCGGCGCGAGUUGCGAGAUGAGAUUGCAUCAUUGUUCAAUGCUGGGAAAACUAGGAAAGAUGCUCUCAUGAAGGCUUCCGAUAUCCGACUUUGCAUUGCAUCGGGAAUCAGCUGCUCAGGGCCCAUCUCCAAGGACAACAACAAAACUAGGCUGUGGUGCGGUGGUGCUAUAGCGCGUUGUCUCGUCCUGCAGCGCAGCCAGGCAUAUUGGCUGGAGGGACCUGUUGGCGGUCUACUUCCUGCUCUUCUUGAGGCACUGCUGGCACCCUUGCUUUUCCUUCUCGGCUAUCGGGCAAUGCGUCGAUCAGCAGUUGCUAUAUGUUUGGUUUCCAUUUUGGUGGCCGUUUUUGCGAAGCGGAACAAUCUCAAUAUUGCAGAAGAGGAAGAUGCAAACAUCUUCUUUACUGCGGCACACUGCUUUGAGUUUCUCUCCGCGUUGCUGUAUGCCGGCCGCACAAUGCUACUUGACAAUGAUGGUCAGUCGUCCCUGACAUUCACGCACUUGAUGAUGAUCAUUCAGCAGAGCUUAGCAGCGUAUUUCUGGCUGCAGGCCUCCCAUGCGCACCGUGUGUGCACAGCUGAUGGGCCCACUUCAUCAUGUCAAGACAGAAUUCUAUAUUAA
Messenger RNA from Cladocopium goreaui, 1101 nucleotides. NCBI's taxonomy places the organism in Eukaryota, Dinophyceae, Suessiales, Symbiodiniaceae. The record is from the annotation of a GenBank genome assembly.